AUGCAACAGCAAAAAGCCACACCAGAUUACAGUACCUUUGAUUUUACAAAGAACACAAAAUAUCGUACUCCCCCUUGGUUAGCAAACAAAAAAAAAUUAUUCUUGGACAAGUUUUUUUUUAAUAUUUUUAUCCUUAAAAUUAUUUGGAUUUAAAAAUAAAAAACUACUUUAAUUUGCAAAAUUUCUGUUAUAGAGUGUUAAUUGUCUAAUAUUUAAUUUGAUUUGCUUGAGGUUUCUUUAUUAUAAUUAUCAACUAUAUAUUAAAAUUUGCUUUUUAGCAAAAAACUUUAUAUUGAAAAUAUUUUACUAGCUAACCUGCAAGAAUUUUCUAAUUAUUUUGCUCUCUAGCCAAGGGAGGAGUUAAACAUAGAAUCAGCAUUGUUUCGCCAGCGUUUUCUAAGACAACUUCAAUGAUUUCUUUAACUCCAAAAAAACCAUUAGUUAUGCCAAGAUUAAAAUCUAGAGGAUCUACAAGAAGGAUUAAGCCGGAGCUCUCAAGUCUCUUUGAAUCCAGCACAACUAGUUCUCAAAUAUGAAAGCCUUUUUCUCAAUUUGCUAGAGCGUCAUUUGUGAGACCACCUACAGGUGGAGGUUUCGCUGGAAUGAUUUUAACCAGAAAUUCUAAGACUUUGGAAUAUUCAAAUAGAUUCAAAAUCAAGCAAGAUUUUUACUAAAAAAUAAUGUAUGAAUUAUAUAAUGGAUCCAAUAUAAUAAACUUAUUUUAAAACAAGUAGAAUAUUUUUCAGGAAAUAUAUUCGCCAAGUUUUAAUUAAGAUUGUAUAA
Blepharisma stoltei is the source of this 783-nucleotide messenger RNA. The record is from the annotation of a GenBank genome assembly. NCBI's taxonomy places the organism in Eukaryota, Ciliophora, Heterotrichea, Heterotrichida, Blepharismidae.